Messenger RNA from Zerene cesonia (dogface butterfly), 1065 nucleotides. RefSeq lists its product as uncharacterized. The record is from RefSeq and is a predicted model, not a curated record. NCBI's taxonomy places the organism in Eukaryota, Metazoa, Arthropoda, Insecta, Lepidoptera, Pieridae. Bases 1 to 1065 code for a protein of 354 amino acids. The transcript is spliced from 8 exons.
AUGAAAUCGCUUCUAUCUCUGUUCACUGUGGUGACGUUUCCGAACGGAGGGUGUUCCGGGGCCUCAGGAGACAACGGCACCUGCAUGACAGCAAGGGAGUGCUCCGCCAGGGGAGGUUCAGCGAAUGGUUACUGCGCCAAUGGUUUUGGCUUGUGCUGCAUUUUCAUGACAUCUUGUGGGAGUACAACUUCGGAAAACGGAACAUACUUCGUGAAUUCUGGGUACCCUUCACCAUAUGACGGCACAAGUUCCUGUGAACUUACUAUCAACAAGUCGCAUCCGAGCGUUUGCCAAAUCAGAUUGGACUUCGAUCGUUUCACAAUCGCUGGUCCAGAGAAAAUGAACCACGUAUGUAAUCAGGACCAAUUCAUAGUGUCCGGUGGUAAUCCGAUCCCAGCCAUCUGCGGGACGAAUCAAGGAAAUCACAUGUACGUCGACGCCGGUAUAGGAACAACAAAUCCGGUGAAACUGACAUUUGUUACAAGUGGAAACUCGUUCGAGAGAAUAUGGAAGGUAAAAGUGACGCAGGUACCCUGCGAUACUUUUUAUAAAGCGGCUGAGGGUUGUCUUCAGUAUUACACUGGAGUAUCCGGACAGAUAAAAUCCUUCAACUACGACCCUGCGUCUGGUUUGCAGCUGAGCAACCAAGAUUACGGCAUUUGCAUCCGCAUGGAAAGAAACUUCUGUGGCGUACAAUAUACUGCAUGUCCGGACACAGUCAACAAUCGAUCGCGGUCGUUCACCCUGAGUGGAAACAGCAACGGACCAGUUAAUUCCAUGAUCGGAUCCGGAGUGGGGCCCAAUAACUGCGCCAACGAUUGGUUGCUCAUCCCUUGUGCAGCUAAUGUGGGUAGGAUCCAGCCAGCGCAAGCAUUAUGCACGGAUAGAAUUUGCGGCGGCACCUUCUCGGCUGACUUGUCUAUGCAAUCUGCUUCUGUACUAAGCACAGUCAAACCAUUUCAUCUUUGGUUUCAUACAGACAACGUAGAAGCGCCUGUGGAUGUAGAUAACAGAGGAUUUUGCCUCAAUUAUGUGCAGCAACCUUGCACUAACAAUGUGAUUUAA